GAAUGAGAGAUUGUGUUGAAGUUUUAGUUCCUCUGCGAGUGUGAAAGUGUUCGGAUCAAAAAUAAAAUAAAAUUUUGCAAAAUUAUUUCAUCUUUAAAAAAUAAGAUUUGAAAAUGUCAAGUCAUGAACAUCCACAUGGUAGGCCUGAAAAUGUCUUAGGAUUUACGGAAGAUAGCAAAGUUUUUAUUCAUGAUGCACCAUUAAAGGACAUGUUCCUUCAUCCAGAUGUUAAGCAUCGUAAAAUUGUCGCAUUUUCAAUCAUUGGAGCUUAUCGGAAAGGAAAAAGUUUCUUUUUGAAUUACUGUCUGCGAUACUUGUAUGCUCAUUAUCCAUCAAUUAAAUACCCAAACAAUCCUGUGUCGGAUCCAGAUAAUUGGCUCGGUAAAGAAGAUGAACCACUUGUUGGAUUCACAUGGAAGUCUGGAUCAUCUCGAGUAACAACUGGGAUUGAUAUGUGGAAUGAUAUUUUCCUACAUAAGGACGAGAUUUCUGGAGAAGAAAUCGGAAUAAUUUUGAUGGACACUCAUGGAUUAUUUGACAAUGAAACGUCAGGACUUGAUAAUUCAAGAAUUUUUACUCUUGGAACUUUAAUUUCUUCGAUUCAAGUUUUAAACUUGUCAGGUGUGAUUCAAGAUGAUCAAUUACAAUACAUCCAAUUCGCAACUGAAUGUGCUAAGUUCACAUUUACUCAAAAUCAGGAUUCAACUGGAAAAUGUUUUCAAAAUUUAAUUUUUCUUAUUCGAGAUUGGGCCAAUCCUGAUGAAUUUGAUUAUGGCAUUGAAGGAGGAAAGAAAUACUUAGAUCACUUUCAAAAGACUAUGAGAACUCAAAAGAUGGAUUUGCAGUACAUUUGUGAUUCAAUUUAUAACUCUUUUGAAAAUAUCACUUGUUCAUUGCUUCCUCAUCCAGGUAAAAUCGUAUCGACAGGUAAAAAUGGACUAACAGAAUAUGAUGGAAGUUGGAGUAAAAUGGAUGAAGAAUUCCAAGAUGAACUGAAAGCUCUAAUUUCUCACAUUUUAAAUCCACAACAACUUGGCAUAAAGAAAGUUGAUGGUUGUGUCUUAACUGGAGAAGAGUACCUUAACUUUAUUCAAGUUCAGUUCGAAGUCUUCCAGACAGAUGAAGCCCUUCAAGCUCAGACAGUUUAUGAUUCAACAAUUAAGAAGGAAAUGGAAAAAUUGAUACGGUCAUGUCUUGAGCAAUACAAAGAUUUAGGGCAUAAAGGUAAAGGUUUAGUCAAUACAGAAGAUGAUCUUGAAGCCUUGCAUCGAAAGUGUAAAAGUGAAGCAUUGAAGACCUUCGAUGACUCAAAGAAAUUAGGAGGUCCUGAAGAUUUUACAAAAUUCCGAAUGCUUUUGAAAAAAAGAGUUGAAAAAACUUACGAAGAAAUUAAAACACAGAUAAUAAAUGAAAGGAUAGCAAUAGAGGAAGCAAAGGAGAAGCUCCGACUGGAAAUGGAACAGAAACAGAGAAUUGAAGUCGAAAGAAUUGAGCGGGAGAAAAAAGCUGCAGAAGAGCGUCUAGAAGUUGAAAAACAAAAGGCAAAAGAGAAGUUGGAACUUGAGGAGAAGUUAAAGGAACAAGAGAUUGCUAAGCUUAAUGAACAAGCUGAACAAGAGCGUAAAGCUUUAGAAGAACAGAAGGAGAGACAAAAGCAAGAGAAAGAAGAAACAAUAAAAACUAUUGAAGACGAAGUUGAAGCUAAAAGAAUUCAAAUUGAGAAUGCAAAGAAGAUUAAAGAAGCUGAAGAGGAAGAGAGGAAGAAGGAAGAAAAACUUGAGAUAGCAGCAAUAAAAUUGACUGAUGAAGUUUUACCGGAAGUCCCAGAGCCAAACUAUCCAAAACUUGAUGAAAAACCCCAGAAGCCAGAAAUCUCAAAUAUUCAAAAUAAUUCUAGUUCUAGCAAUGAAAGAAACAAUUUUAAACCAAGUUUAAAUUCAUCAUCAGUUGGACAUACAUCGAACAAGUUUCUCAAUGAAGGUAAAUUUGAAAUCACAGAUUCAAUUAAAGACUCCAAUCAACCAGGAAGCAGUACAUCUAGUUCAUCACAUCAACCAAAUACCUUUAAACAUGAUACUCAAGAAUCAACAAGAACUGAUCAAAAACAAAUGUUUCCAACUUCUUCUGGUUUCGUUGGUGAUCAACAGCUGUCGUGUACUGCUCAAAACCAACAAAAAGCCACACCGAAACAUUUAUAUAAAUCGACAGUUGUAGCAGCAACUGCUCCUCUUGAAUAUGGCGAGCCUAAAAAUGUUAUCAACUUUCAAGGAAGUGGCACCCCAACAAUAGAUACUAAUGAGCUGGCAAAAAUGUUUGAACAUCCAAACGUUAGAGAUCGAAAAAUUGCUGUUAUUGUAGCCAGUGGAAAUAAUAAGCAAGAAAGAAGUUUCUUCCUUGAUGCGUGUUUGAAAUUUUUAUAUUUUUAUUACGAGUCUAUAAAACACAAUAGAACAGAAUUUAGAAAUUUUGACCACUGGAAUGCUCCUGAAAACAAUUUUGACACUGGAUUUUUGUCUUACUAUAGAAAACAUCAUGAAGUAGCUGGAGUGAUUAUAUGGAAUGAUGUAUUUGUACAUGAAGAUGAUAUUGCAGUUGUUGUUAUGGACUUCCAUGGAAUUUUUGAAAAGGAAACAAAUCCUUAUGAAAGUUCAAAAUUAUUCAUAUUUGCUUCUUUAAUUUCAUCCCUGCAAGUCCUUAACUUGUCGCAUAGUGAUCCAAAAAAAUAUCUUAAAAAUUUGAAAUAUGCUUCAGAAUUCGGUCAAUUCUCAAACUCUGGAGGACCACAAAAUUUUUUCCAGAAUAUUCAUUUCAUUUUACGAGAUUCGACAUGGUUUGGUAUAGAGAAUGGCAAGAAAUAUUUUGAUGAUCUUUUUCAUACUCGUUUAUAUGGAAAGAGUGAUUUAAAUCCUGUCCGUGAACUUAUUCGAAAUUCGUUUGACGACUAUGAUUGCACGAUAUAUUUUAAACUUCCUAUAAACAUCAUACCGAAUGACAAUCUACUCCAUCCCUCAAAUAUAUUACUAAAAAAAAUUAAUGGAGAAUUCGUAACUGCAAUUGACUAUUUUGAGUAUUUACAAUUGUAUAUUAAAUCAUUUAGAACUUACGGACUUCCGAGUCCACAAACAAUUUUUCAAAAUAACAAUGGAAAGCAAAUUGUGAAUUCAUCUUACAACCAUUUCAUUAAAUAUGUUAUAACGCACAAGGACAGAAUUGGAGAUGAAAACAUUUUGCAUAACUUUGGCAAAGAAGACACAAUCAGCUAUUUGAAAUCGUUAUGUAGAGGAAAAGGAAUUGAUUAUAGUAGCUUUAUAGAGACGAUAAAUAAGAAAAUUAAUGCUUUAUUUCAAUUGUAUCUGACACAAACACCUGAAAACCUGCAAAUUGUUGAGCGUGAAUGUAGAAAAGCAAUGAAAAGCGGAACUGAGGACACGACUUUAUUGCCAAAAGAACAUACAGCUGAUUAUUCAUUUUAUGAGACCAACGUUAAUUGGAGCGAUUUAUGUCAAAACAUUCAAUUAAGAGCCGAAAGGAAUUCUUCAGGUUUUAGUAUUGACUGUAGAAUUUCAUAAACUUAAUUUUUGUAAAUAUUAUCUUGAAUAAAUGAUAAAAAAUGUUUU
Molecule: messenger RNA, 3617 nt
Organism: Chironomus riparius
Lineage: Eukaryota; Metazoa; Arthropoda; Insecta; Diptera; Chironomidae
Source: the annotation of a GenBank genome assembly